UUUUUUUCUACAAUUAUGGAUUUUAAUUUCAAAAUAUUUUUAAAAUUUAUUUUUGUUUUUAUUUUUGUUCUUGGAUGUGGAGAAGCACGUCAAAAAAUUUUGUUAACCAGUCUUCCUGUUUUAACAUUAUACAGAGGUAGUUAUACUGAAGGUUAUAAACCUAUUAAACAAUUGGAAUGUAUUGGUGGGACUGCCUCUGGAAUGCACUCACCAAAAGUAGUUCAAUGUUACAACAAAGGAUCAGAUGGUAGAGAUGUUCAAUGGGAAUGUAAAGCAGAAUUGCCAGUAGAAUAUGAAUUUGGAAGGAUUGAAGUUAGUUGUGAAGGUUUUGAUUAUCCUGAAGACCCUUAUGUUGUUGUUGGAUCUUGUGGGUUACGUUACGAACUUGAUUACAGCAAAUAUGGAGCACAAAAAGGAACUUAUCUUUUACCUUCGAAAUCUUCUUGGUUCAACUUCGAAAAAAUUGUUUCAUUCCUUGUCAUUGCAUUCAUUGUUUAUUUGGUUUAUUUAAUGUUUUCUUCAUCGGGUGGUUCUUCUACUUCGAGAGGAGGAGGAGGAAGUGGCGGUAGUUGGUGGGGGCCAGACGACAGAAGGCCACCCCCACCUGGAUGGAAUCCCCCUCCUCCAUCUUACGAUGAUGCCACAACAAAUCAAAAUUAUUACUCCAAUAAAGGACCAAGUACAAGCAGUGGAAGUAGUGGACCUGGAUUUUUUUCUGGAUUGGGGUUAGGUGCUCUAGGUGGUUAUUUGUUUGGAAGUAGUGGAAAUUAUGGAGGUGGUUAUGGUUAUGAUGGUUAUGGUAGUAGAUAUCGUGGACGUCCAAGUUAUUUUGGAUCAUCAUCAGGUUAUAGUGGUGGUGGAUGUUCCUCAUCCUCUUCAUCUAGUGGAGGAACUACACACACUUCUUCUGGAUUUGGUGGAACUUCAAGAAGAUGA
Messenger RNA from Meloidogyne enterolobii, 936 nucleotides. Lineage: Eukaryota; Metazoa; Nematoda; Chromadorea; Rhabditida; Meloidogynidae. The record is from the annotation of a GenBank genome assembly.